UUUGGUGAGGCCAGAGAUCAGUCAGCAUACUAUUAUGUAAUGUAAUUUCUAAAACAUUUAUUAUCUAGAGUAAGAAAAUGUAACAAAAGUGAAAGCUUUGCAUUAUUUUCUCGUCUAGAGUCUGAUGCAUAAACAUUCGCGAAAAUGCUGAUUCUACUGUAAAGUUUCUCGGUCAGUGUGGAUUAUUUAGCAAUAGCUUUGAAACAGGAGAUCAACAUUUCCAUAUUGUUUUUAAACAGAUGAUACUUCUAAACGGUCACUGAUAAAUGCUAUUAAAGUCUCAAGUUUGUUAAAAUAAUAUCAUACAAAAAUGCCCACUUUGUUAUUACCACGUCCAUCUUUAUUUCGAAAUGUUUGAAAUUCUAGGUAAAAUAGGGUAAGAGCUAUUUAGCUUUUAGACAGGGCAAGUUUGGGGCACACCCACUUUAGAGUGUUGUAAUAAACAAGGUGCCUAAUAUUCCAAAAAAAUAUAAAUACGUGAAUGUUUUACGUAUUGGAAGCUAACUUUAUUAAGAUUUUUUUUUAUUUUGGUACUGCCCGAUUGAUACGGGUAUUUGCAAAAAAAAAUUGUUAAAAUACAAAUUAUUUUUAAAAUAAGCAUACUGCUCCACUAACUGUCCAACAAAGUAUAUAAAGUAAAUAUACUUUAUAUACAAUUAAUUAUUGUAAAUAACAAGGCCAUGCCCUUCUGUCUUAACAGGAAAAUUACUUAUGCAGUUUUCUUUAUUGUUUUUCAAUAGUAUCCGUUGAAUAUAAAUAUAAUUUUCAUUUCCAGAUUAAUUUAAAGUUAAAUAUAACAGGUAAAUAAAUGAGUACGAAGUGCGUGAGCACUCAAGUGUUUGAUUGUAGAAGACCUAAAACUCUAUUACACUUCGAGCCUCCAUUUUGGCUUGGUGAUUGCUUUUUUUAUACUGUAACUACAGGAUACGUUAAUGCAGUUUUAUUAACGACGCGUUUAUGAACAAUCUUUUUUUUUCCUCAUAAAAAUUUAUUGAGGGACAUCAAAGAAUGCACCACCACUUGCCGAAAAUAAUCGCUGUUGUGGCCAUGUGUUCAAGCUCCGUUUUCCACCUCCUUAAGUUUUUAAAACUCCGUUUUAUGAGGGAUGCCCCCAGUCGUGGUUUAUUUAAAACUGGUGGUUACCAAAGUUUCAGUGAGAAACUUCAAGCUAAAUCCUACUGAACCACAAAACAAUUUUAGUUUUAUUUGUGUUUAACAUUGUCCGUCUCUUACAGCAAUUAGUUAAAAAAUAUAAAGUAAUAAAACCAUCAGCGACUUACGUAGAUAAUGGACUGUUAAUUAUAAUAACAAUGGGGAAAGGAUGCGCAAAACCCAGAUAAAGCAAAUCGAGACGGCUAUAUGCUCGACAAAGAUGAAUUACAGAGACAAAUAGUCCCCAAUAACAUAAAAAUAUUUCGUUCUAAGCCAAAUAUCUUCUCUCAGCAGAAAAAUACAUGUUAGGGCAAUAUAAUAUCUAUCUCUAUAGUAUGUAAGGUUACCUAAUGAAACAUCUGAUUUAAGCAGCCUAGUGGAAUCCUGAAGCGAUUUGGUAUUGCAAGACAACCCGCGCAUUGAUCUGCUGUGAGCUUUUUUUCCAGGGGGUAAAUGUAGUCACGUGUUUCGUAGUCAUCCAAUCGCAGCCGGGGAAGCUUUCAGAAAUAAUUACCUGGCUUGAUUGUUCUAUGGGCAGAUAAAAAAAGUACACAUGCACUCCAUAUAAUAAUCGGAUGCAUGUAAAAGAGACGGAAACAGCGCCAUGUCGACUACGGGUCCCAUAAGUAAUUAUUAUGUGGAUUCCUUGAUCAACCAUGAGAGCGAGGAUGUUCUGGCGUCUCGUUUCCCGACUACUGCUCCGAUAUCCUCCGGCUCACGCCCGACUCCUCUCGUGCCGGAGUGCGUGGAUUAUCCGUCGUGCAGUUUUGCCCCGAAACCACCAGUUUUCACUACCUCUUGGGCCCCUGGUCAUUCACAGUCGUCGGUGGUUUACCACCCGUACACACACCAACCUCACUUAGGAACAGACUCGAGGUAUGUCCGCUCGUGGCUAGAGCCUAUUCCUGGUACUGUGUCCUUUCCAGGCUAUGCAGCUAACAGCAGGCACUACGCGCUAAAGCCUGAUGCCUUUCAGGAUCCCCGAACUACAGACUGUUUAGCUUCAAACGGACGCACCUAUUCGGAUUAUGUCUACUGUUCUACGGUCGACAUCAGGGAUAAGCAACAGAAUGCAUCUUCCCCCGAGUCUGAGAUCGUUUCUUCCGGAAAGCACAAAGAGGAGAAGGCUGAACUGGACCCAAAUAAUCCCGUGGCCAACUGGAUCCACGCGCGCUCCACAAGAAAGAAGCGAUGCCCUUAUACAAAAUAUCAAACACUUGAACUCGAAAAGGAAUUUUUAUUCAAUAUGUAUCUAACAAGAGACCGGCGAUACGAGGUGGCCAGAGUGCUUAACCUGACGGAACGACAGGUCAAAAUCUGGUUCCAGAACCGACGAAUGAAGAUGAAGAAAAUGAACAAGGAAAAGAGCGACAACAAAGAAUAAAUUGUCAACACUUUUACUCAAUACAGACUGAAGGAAAGUUUAGAAAUUUGUCUUAAGUCUUAACAAUUAUGAGCUUCCUUGUCACAGGAACAGAAAACACCAAGACACAAUGAUAGUGUUCUUGAUACGUAGUAAUUAUGAUUUCGUGUGAUUGCAAUUUUACCAACCUUUGUUGUAUUAACACUAUAAAUAAUUGCACAGCUCAGUUUAUUAGGAUUUAGAUUACGUUUCUUCAUUUUACAUUCUUUCAGAGCUGCCCCAGGCAUAGAAGCAAGACAAUACUUGAACACCUCAACUUAUAAACUUCCUAAUUUAUAAUGUUUACCUGAAUGUUUCUCCGAUGUGUGUUUUGUUUUUGUUUUUGUUUUGUUUUAUUUUGUAAAAGAUGUAGAACUUCAAUAUUUUGUAACGAGUAACAUAGUUUAAAACAUUUGUCAGUGUUCUGCUGUUUUUAAUGUAAAUGUUUGUGCAUUUUCAUUCAUUAUUUUUCAUAAAAUUGUAAAAAAAAAAACAAAAAAACAACAGUAUGUAUUGUAGAUUCUUAAAUAUACUCUACUGCCAUCUUAUUAUUAGCGUAACUGAUUUUUGUCACAUUUUCUGACUAUGGGUGUUAUAAAAACGAACACAUUUGGAGACAUUUGAAGCUGGUUGCAGGGUUGCUUGGCCUACACGUAGCAAUGUCCUCAUCUGGAAAGAAUCGAGGUUGGGCUCACUGGGAAAGUCAUGCA
Molecule: messenger RNA, 3264 nt
Organism: Tachysurus vachellii
Lineage: Eukaryota; Metazoa; Chordata; Actinopteri; Siluriformes; Bagridae
Gene: hoxc9a
Product: homeobox C9a
Exons: 2
Coding region: 1757-2536 (259 amino acids)
Biological process (GO): anterior/posterior pattern specification; DNA-templated transcription; regulation of transcription by RNA polymerase II
Cellular component (GO): nucleus
Molecular function (GO): DNA-binding transcription factor activity, RNA polymerase II-specific; RNA polymerase II cis-regulatory region sequence-specific DNA binding
Source: RefSeq, a predicted model, not a curated record